Molecule: messenger RNA, 390 nt
Organism: Scutellospora calospora
Lineage: Eukaryota; Fungi; Glomeromycota; Glomeromycetes; Diversisporales; Gigasporaceae
Source: the annotation of a GenBank genome assembly
CUUGAGGAACUAGGAGGAGGCAAUGAAAGCGAAGAUUCGCUAGUUCUGGUAGCUGAGGUUGUAUUGAUAGGACCAACCACCUGUUCUGACGGACUACCAUUUCUUGUUUCUCCUGAAUCAGAAAUCACGAUAUAUUCUUCAUUAGGAGGUAGGGAGGGAGUUGGCUACGUCAAGAAGGAUGGAGAUAUGGAUGCGAAGACAGCCUGGUCACGUGUGAAGACGUCCGUUCUCCCCAAGCUUCCUCAGUCAAUUGGAGGGAACGAAGCUGGGAAGCACACGUCAAAUUUGGGAAGAAGAGUUGAACAGUUAGAAGCAAUAGCUAGAAGAUACAGAGUUAGGAUUCCACCAUUGAUGGAGAGACAAUUCUCCUUUCGAGAAGAUACUGUCUAG